AUGAACUUUCUCGGCCUGACUGCCAUCGAAGCACAAAAACGCAUCGACUCAUGUGCUGGGCCAACAGUCCACAAGAUCACAGUCGGUGCUGCUGUUCUACGCAAUAGCUAUGACCCACAGAGAGACACUCAAAUUCUGCUUCUGAAGCGUAGCGCUCGCGAGAAGUACUACCCGAAUGUGUUCGAAAUUCCUGGCGGCAAGGUCGACACUGGUGAAACACUUCUUGCUGCCCUAAUACGAGAGGUCAACGAGGAGUCAGGCCUAGCGGUCUCUAGAAUCCUAAAGCCUCUUGCUACAUUCAGCUACACCACGACAAAGACUGCAAAGGGUCCCAUGACUGGUGAUGAGCAAAUCAUUCAUCGCUACGCCCGACAAUUCAGCUAUGUUGUCACGAUUGAAGGCGAUGGCUCAGACUUCUGCGUUCAUCAGGCAGAGCACUCUGAAGGGUCAUGGUUCAGCGUCUCUGACCUUGCAAACAUUCCAAUGACAGAUGAGAUGAGAAAGCUUGUUGUUGAGGCACUCUCAGAAAAUAAGGACUACACAGACAAUACCUCAUAA
Fusarium pseudograminearum CS3096 is the source of this 558-nucleotide messenger RNA. RefSeq lists its product as uncharacterized. Lineage: Eukaryota; Fungi; Ascomycota; Sordariomycetes; Hypocreales; Nectriaceae. The transcript has a single exon. The coding region runs from base 1 to 558 and encodes 185 amino acids. The record is from RefSeq and is a predicted model, not a curated record. Gene Ontology annotation, molecular function: hydrolase activity.